AUGGCGGUGUUAGGACGAGUGACAUACCUGGCGGUCAUCGCUGUAUUACUGGACAUUGUAUGUGGUCAGACUGUCACUAGGACAUCAGCUGGACAAAGUGACUCAGCAUCGGGCGGCGAGCACUUCAUGGGUUUCCGUAUGUCAAACGAGGCCGCGGGGUCGGCGGGACUUCACAACCCUUUUAACAUGAACCAAGCCACGGUGCAGCAGGGGAAAGCGUUCGGAGGCAUAUUUCGAGGAUCGUGCGAGUCUCCAAACAUCAUCUAUGCUCACGAAGACAUGCGCUCUCUUGUUCAGUGUUCCAAUGGUUACGCCUAUAAGAUGCCGUGCGCUCCAGGGACGGCUAUAGACCCAGCCAGCGUGACAGGUUCCGGCCCUAUUACGUGUGGGAUGAUCCUGGAAGGCAACACCAGUGCCAGGUCAAGAGUACUUGUUAACUCUGCUUUACUCAGUGCACCUGUACAACAACUCUCAGCCGCAGUGAUACGAGAACGUCCAGCUCUUGUGUUACAGGGAGCCUCAGCGUCCGCUGGUACCGUCCUCUCGACAGCGGAUUCUGUUUCUAGAAGCUCCAACCUGGUUACCUCUUCAAGCAGGCGAGUCAUUCGUGUAAGGGGAGGUAGUGUCUCUGAGGGCGGGGACAAUAUUGCUAUCACCGGCGGGAAAAUUGUUCCCGAUACUGAUUCCAUAAUCACAAUCAGCGGUUCAGUGAGCGGCGUCCAGCCUGAUGGGACAGUGAUAGUCAAUCAGGGUCAAGGUCAAGGUCAACUGACCAUCCGUCGGGUUGGCGGCUCGCUGAGGGUCACACAAGAUCGAGGGGGUUCAUCGACAACCACUGACGGCCGGCAAGUCAUAAUAAAUGGAGGCCGAUUGUUCAGUGGAGGACGCGUGAUCACGCUUAACAGAACUCUGGUAGAAACAGCAGUGACUGGAGGUCAAGGUCAAAGCGAGGAAGAAGUUGUCAUUGUCCCGGGGUCUGGAAGCGACGUCCAAAUGGUAGAGGGCAGUGUUGCUGUAGACGAGGUACCUGUGCCUAGAUUUGCUUCCUCACCCCUCAGAGGUGGCGCUGUACUUAAUGGAGGUUCGGGAACUUCUGUCUCUUCUCGCACUUUCAGCUCUAGCUCCACUUCUGUUUCUAGCUCAAGUUCGAGCAGACGACAGAUUGUAAUAAGUGGAGGAAGAGUUAUCACUGGAAGGCUCAUGAUCAUAAACGGAGGGUUGAGAAUCAUACGGAUCUCUGGUGGCGGUGGUGGGAUCAACGUUUCACAAGGACGCUUUAUUGUACGCGGUCUUACGUCACCCACUCAGGAAUUUCUCCUAGAUGGCGCUCGGGUUGUUGGUGGGCGGGUGAUCACCAGUGAUGGGAGGCUGGUGGAAGUGCCUGGCUGCGGCUCCACUGGGAUAACCAUCAACAGAGAAAUACAGACGUCUGCAGGGAGGCAAAUCUAUCUCAGUUGCCGCCGAGUGAUUAACGGAGGAACCGUGACAGCGGGCGGAAGUCGACGAGAAAUCACAGUCAUUGUAAAUGGACAGCGCACUACUACUACUACUUCUGGUACUUCUGGCGGACGAUUGAUAAUCAAUGGCGGUUUCUCCACCAACAGAGAGUUUUUAGUAAACGGCGGUAGAGUGAGUGGAGGACAGAUAAUUGCAGGUGAUGGAAGGCAGGUGGUGGUGGAAGGCUGCGGCAGCGCAGGGGUGAUCACGCGCGAGGAGACAACAUCCUCUGGCAGACAAAUUUACAUCCGAUGUCGCCGUGUUGUAACUGGAGAAACAGUCACUGGGGGAACUCGUCUGGUUCUUAACCUUGGAUCUCUGACCACGUCAACUUCCACUGGGUUGACAGAGAGAAUAAUCAGUGGCGCAAGAAUUAUAGGUGGACAAGUGCUGACGUCAGAUGGCAGGCAGGUGGUUGUGCAAGGCUGCGGCGCGAGUGGUGCGCUGACACGUGAAGUCGUGACGUCAUCAGGACGUCAGGUCUUCAUCUCGUGUCGCCGCGUUAUAUCGGGCCAGAUUGUGACAGGCAGUACAUCUGUAGAACGCAGAACGUCCAUCGACAUUAACGGAGUCCGAACUGUAGUGACUACCACGAGGACUACACUUCCUAAUGGUCAGACUAGAGUCCGUGAAGAGACCACCGUAGGAGGUCAGUCAUCAACAGUUAUUAUUACAGUGUAUGGGGCAAAUGGAGAAGUCGUCGACAGGCGAGUAGAAGGUAGUCCCAUUGUUGUAACAACGCCCACUCCACCAGUUCGUAAUGUUUCAACGUCCGUCGAACGGAGAACGUCAACGGACAUUAAUGGCAUUGUAACUGUAGUAACUACAACACGAACCGUUGACAGUACCGGUAGAUCCUAUGUUCGAGAAGAAACUGUAGUCGGAGGACAAAGGACCACAGUUAUAAUAACAAUUAUUGGAGCGAAUGGUCAAGUGAUUGACAGGCGAGUAGAAGGUAGUGCCAUUGUUGUAACAACGCCCACUCCACCAGUCCGUAAUGUUUCAACAUCUGUAGAACGAAGGACAUCAACGGACAUUAAUGGCAUUGUAACUGUAAUAACUACAACACGGACCGUUGAUAGUACCGGUCGAAGCUAUGUUCGAGAAGAAACGGUAGUUGGAGGGCAAAGGACCACGGUUAUAAUAUUAAUUAUUGGAGCGAAUGGCCAAGUGAUUGACAGACGAGUAGAAGGUAGUCCCAUUGUUGUAACAACCCCCACUCCGCCAGUUCGUAAUGUUUCAACGUCCGUAGAACGAAGAACGUCAACUGACAUCAAUGGCAUUGUAACUGUCGUAACUACAACCAGAACUGUUGACAGUACCGGUCGAUCCUUCGUUCGAGAGGAAACUGUAGUCGGAGGACAAAGGACUACAGUUAUAAUAUCAAUUAUUGGAGCGAAUGGCCAAGUGAUUGACAGGCGAGUAGAAGGUAGUACCAUCGUUUUAACAACCCCCACUCCGCCAGUUCGUAAUGUUUCAACAUCCGUAGAACGAAGAACGUCAACUGACAUCAAUGGCAUUGUAACUGUAGUAACUACAACCAGAACCGUUGACAGUACUGGUAGAUCCUUCGUUCGAGAGGAAACUGUAGUCGGAGGACAAAGGACUACAGUUAUAAUAUCAAUUAUUGGAGCAGAUGGCCAAGUGAUUGACAGGCGAGUGGAGGGUAGUGCCAUAGUCGUAACAACGCCCACUCCACCAGUCCGUAAUAUUUCAAUAUCGAUAGAGCGUAGGUCGUUGUUCGACAUUGAUGGAGUGUUAACUGUGGUGACGACAACCAGGACCCUGGACAGCGCAGGGAGAACUUACGUUCAGGAAGAGACCGUUGUAGGAGGCACAACUAGAAGAGUGGUCAUCACCCUUCUUGGAGCAAAUGGUGAAGUUAUCGACAGACGCGUUGAAGGGAGUGGCAGCUCUACCACUGAGGCUGAACUCGUUCGUAAUAUCUCGAGAUCUAUAGAGCGAAGGACUUUACUGGAUAUCAAUGGAGUCCUGACGGUGGUUACUACGACCAGAACUCGAGACAGUGCGGGGAAGACAUAUGUUCGUGAAGUAACAUUGGUCGGGGGAAGACAGACCGGGGUUCGUCUCUCGGUAAUUGGCGCAAAUGGUCAAAUUCUCAGUAACAGGACAGAGGGGACAACCGUUUCAAUCAGUGGGCAAGGCACUGCGACAACGGGAACAACUUCCAGUAGAGAAAUAAUCAUAACCGGCGGAAGGAUAUCUGGAUCACAAGUGUUCACAAGCAAUGGAAGACGGGUUCUGAUUCGUGGAUGUACUUCAAGUGAGAUUUUGCCGCGAGAGGUGGUGACGUCAUCAGGGAGAGAAGUCAUCAUUGGUUGUCGCAAUGGUCAAACUCUGACAGCAACAAUUGCUGGGCAAACAGGUUCCUCCAGUUUGAUAAGCGGGCAGGUCGUUUCAGGGGGAACAUUAUCCGGGCAGACGAUAAGGGAGACACGGACAGUGACUCGGACGGAGAGGAUUGAGGGCGGUCGGCGAAUUGUAUCAACGGUGACAAGAGGUGCCGAAAACCAGGUGCUUGGUCUUCGUAAUGUUUCAACAUCCGUAGAACGAAGAACGUCAACUGACAUCAAUGGCAUUGUAACUGUAGUAACUACAACCAGAACCGUUGACAGUACCGGUAGAUCCUUCGUUCGAGAGGAAACUGUAGUCGGAGGACAAAGGACUACAGUUAUAAUAACAAUUAUUGGAGCAGAUGGCCAAGUGAUUGACAGGCGAGUGGAGGGUAGUGCCAUAGUCGUAACAACGCCCACUCCACUAGUCCGUAAUAUUUCAAUAUCGAUAGAGCGUAGGUCGUUGUUCGACAUCGAUGGAGUGUUAACUGUGGUGACUACAACCAGGACCCUGGACAGCGCAGGGAGAACUUACGUUCAGGAAGAGACCGUUGUAGGAGGCACAACUAGAAGAGUGGUCACCACCCUUCUUGGAGCAAAUGGUGAAGUUAUCGACAGACGCGUUGAAGGGAGUGGCAGCUCUACCACUGAGGCUGAACUCGUUCGUAAUAUCUCGAGAUCUAUAGAGCGAAGGACUUUACUGGAUAUCAAUGGAGUCCUGACGGUGGUUACUACGACCAGAACUCGAGACAGUGCGGGGAAGACAUAUGUUCGUGAAGUAACAUUGGUCGGGGGAAGACAGACCGGGGUUCGUCUCUCGGUAAUUGGCGCAAAUGGUCAAAUUCUCAGUAACAGGACAGAGGGGACAACCGUUUCAAUCAGUGGGCAAGGCACUGCGACAACGGGAACAACUUCCAGUAGAGAAAUAAUCAUAACCGGCGGGAGGAUAUCUGGAUCACAAGUGUUCACAAGCAAUGGAAGACGGGUUCUGAUUCGUGGAUGUACUUCAAGUGAGAUUUUGCCGCGAGAGGUGGUGACGUCAUCAGGGAGAGAAGUCAUCAUUGGUUGUCGCAAUGGUCAAACUCUGACAGCAACAAUUGCUGGGCAAACAGGUUCCUCCAGUUUGAUAAGCGGGCAGGUCGUUUCAGGGGGAACAUUAUCCGGGCAGACGAUAAGGGAGACACGGACAGUGACUCGGACGGAGAGGAUUGAGGGCGGUCGGCGAAUUGUAUCAACGGUGACAAGAGGUGCCGAAAACCAGGUGCUUGGUCGUAUGGAAGAAGAAAUCCCUCUGUCUAGCAGCAGUGGCGGACGUUGCCGUGUCAUAACGGAAUUUGUUCCAACACAGGAUCCCAACCUACCACCAGAGAUCUCGAGACGAAAUGAAAUCUGUGACUCGAACACAAGCGGUACCUCUGCAAAUGUCGCAAGCUCUACUGAUACCUCUCGUACUAUCUUGUCUAAUAUCAUCAACUCUCGUACCCUCUCGUCAAGUACCGCCAACUCUCGCACCCUCUCGUCAAAUACCGCCAACCCCCAGGUCACAACCAGCCGCAGGGUAGAAGCAGGACCAGAUGGGACGCAAAGGGAGAUCACAACCACACGAGAAACGUUUCCAGAUGGCAGGUAUACGAUAACGGAAGAAUCUACCGUAGGGGAUCGUCGGGAAGUGUUGAUAACAAGAUACACCUCAGACGGAGUGGUCAUUGAUGUAGUAUCGCAGGUUUUCACUGGGAACUCGGCGAUCAGCAAUAUAUCGUUUGGCCCUGCGUAUCGUGCCGAAAGCCCCGCGCCAUCUGCUGGCGGAUAA
Molecule: messenger RNA, 5661 nt
Organism: Lingula anatina
Lineage: Eukaryota; Metazoa; Brachiopoda; Lingulata; Lingulida; Lingulidae
Source: RefSeq, a predicted model, not a curated record